Raphanus sativus (radish) is the source of this 844-nucleotide messenger RNA. Its product is annotated as protein LURP-one-related 15. The record is from RefSeq and is a predicted model, not a curated record. Lineage: Eukaryota; Viridiplantae; Streptophyta; Magnoliopsida; Brassicales; Brassicaceae.
AAAAAAAAGAAAAAGAGAGAGAGAGAGAGAGAGAAGAAAUGGUCGGAGUGAUCGUGGAUCCAAGUUUCUGUGUUCGGGACCGCGUCGAACUGGCGAUAGUGCGGGAUAACCUCGCGUCAGUGUACGGUAAUUACGUUAUAACUGACGUUAACGGGAACCUGCUGUUCCAGGUUAAGAAACCGGGUUUUGGUUUUCACAAGCAGAUGAUCUUAUUGGAUGGUUUUGGAUCUCCGGUCGUGACUAUGAGAGAGAAGAAACUGAGCUGGCUUGAAAAGUGGAAGGUAUUCAGAGGAGGUAGUACGGAAGAGUCUGAUUUGCUGUACACGUUGAAGAGAUCGUCGAUAUUUCAGAUUCCGACAAAACUUGAUGUGUUUUCGGGUUUAAACAAUGAAGAGAAGACAUGCGAUUUCAAAGUCAUAGGGGAGACUGGGAACGAUCGCUCUUGUGUCGCCUACGCUGGUGAAUAUGACGCCAUUGUUGCCAAACACAAGAAGCACACGUGGCGGAGCGCUUUCUCUUUCUCGGCAAAGGACAAUUUCUUGGUGACGGUCAAUGAAAACGUUGAUUAUGCUUUCAUUGCCUCUCUUGUAGUCCUUUUCGAUGUUAUGGACCGAAAACUAGAACAACCGGUCAAAGCAGGCGGUGAUUGGUUCGAGAGUGCACUUUCUGGAAUGAGUUUCUUUCGGUGAUAUAUCUUAAAAAAAAUUAAUUCCAACCAAAAUCUACUGUUAUUCAAGUAAUGAUUUUAAAUUAUGUUAAAUUUUAGUGCUAUUGAAUGUUAUAUUUAUAAAUGAUGCAUCAUUGAUUUUAAUAUCUAAAAGAAUGGACAUUUGGAAAGACUCUC